AUGAUCUUCAAGUUUCCAAUUUGGCUUCUGAUUUCCCAAAACUUCCUGCUCUCCGCGUAUGCGAGGUUUGUGCUGUACCGCGGGAAUGGAAGUGAGUUCAACUCGCACCACACGACGCCCAUCAUGUAUUUGCCGCAAGAGGAUGGGUUCGUGGAGAUGAAGCGACUCACCGUCAACUUUGGCCGACCGUUAUUGGAGCUGCUUGCAGGUGGGGAGUUUAUGAAACUUAGCACAAUGUGGUGUUGGAUUAAAGUAGACGGGGCGCUUGGACCACCGCUCUUCAUAGAAUAGACUUAGACACAAGUUUAGAAUAGAGUUUGUUGAACCACCACGCACAAAGAAAGAAAAUUAGGGGCUAAGGUAGUACAGCCCCCCCCCCAGUCCAGUUUAGCCCCCAUGACCCAGUACAAACCCUCGUCCAUUCUGAACCCCAAAAUUUAUUUCAAAAAAUUAAUCCAAGUUGUAUGGUCCAGCACAAGCCCCUUACGUUUUAGAUGAAGCCCCCCUACGUUUUAGGUCAAGCCCCCCUGCGUUUUAGGUCAAGCCCUCUACGUUUUAGGUCAAACCCCCAACGUAGUAGUAGGGCAAAACAGUGGUGUGUGAAACUACCUUUCGUGGGGGGCUGAACUACCGAAGCCCCGAAAAUUAGAUAAUUCUAUAAUUGGUGACGAGACGUUGCUUUUAUAUGAGUUGGUUUAUGCUAAUUUGCUUGGGAAUUGUGGAGGCCUUUGAGGCUCCACAACACACAAACUUAGAUCAAGCCUUUCCAAGACAUAUGCUCUGUUUCUCUAAUCUUGAGCUCUCAGGUGGGAGAUCUUUUUGGCGGAGUGGUGGACCGGGGAGUAGCUGACAAAAAAAUUCUGGAGGUGGAGAGGUCGGCCUUACCAUAACUCUUUUCUAAUAACUAGGCAAAACGCGAGCUAAACUUUAGCCUUUGUCUUCUGGCAGCAGCCGAAAUAUUCAGCCUUUUGCCAAUUUUUCAUAAAAAUUCGAACGUCACAUUACCCCUGUUAACAUCAUUCCAUUCAUACACAAAGAUUGCAGACUGUCGCGACGAUCCCUAUUCCAACUGCGAUGCCGACCACAUCAUGCCCAUGUGUAAUAAGGCCGUCUACAAUAAUAUAAUGCGAAGAAAAUGCCGGAAAACUUGUGGAUUCUGCGAGGGAGACGACACUCCCAACCCCAAUCCCGUUCCAUCCACGGAAAGUUGCGCCGACGACAAGACCACCGACUGUCAGAAGCCGAGCGUCCGUAUUCUGUGCAACGAUCGAGCGUAUCGUCGGUUGAUGGCGAAGAAGUGCGCCAGAACUUGUGGAGACUGCACUACAACUACGGCUACCUCUCCGACGACGCAGACUACAGGGACAACCGACUUUUUGCGGAUCAUUACAACAAUUUCAACGCCAAGCUCAGGGUCGUCAGGAACAACUGCGACUGCUGCGUCGACCCCGACGACCAGCGACGAAUGCCCUCCGGAUGAUCCGUAG
Bursaphelenchus xylophilus (pine wood nematode) is the source of this 1487-nucleotide messenger RNA. The record is from the annotation of a GenBank genome assembly. NCBI's taxonomy places the organism in Eukaryota, Metazoa, Nematoda, Chromadorea, Rhabditida, Aphelenchoididae.